Messenger RNA from Heterocephalus glaber (naked mole-rat), 3675 nucleotides. It is a transcript of the gene Nolc1, whose product is annotated as nucleolar and coiled-body phosphoprotein 1. Gene Ontology annotation, molecular function: protein binding. The record is from RefSeq and is a predicted model, not a curated record. Lineage: Eukaryota; Metazoa; Chordata; Mammalia; Rodentia; Bathyergidae. Gene Ontology annotation, cellular component: nucleoplasm; nucleolus.
GCCCCCGGCCGAGUCCCUGAGUUCGCAGUCGCCCUUCUGCGACGGUAGUGACGCGUAUUGCCGGAGGAUGGCGGACGCUGGCUUGCGCCGCGUGGUUCCCAGCGACUUGUACCCCCUCGUGCUCGGCUUUCUGCGCGAUAACCAACUCUCGGAUGUGGCCAAUAAGUUCGCCAAGGCGACGGGCGCUACGCGACAGGAUGCCAACGCCUCCUCCCUCCUGGACAUCUAUAGCUUCUGGCUCAAUUAGCCCAUUCUACCCCAGCAGGUCCACCAAAGCCCCCAAGCGGAAGUUACAGGCAAAUGGACCGGUGACUAAGAAGGCUAAGAAGAGCAGCUCAUCCAGUGACAGCAGUGAGGACAGCAGUGAGGAGGAAGAAGAGGCGCGAGGACCUCCAGCUAAGAAGUCUGCUCUAUCUGUACCUGCUGAGCGGGCCAGUCCACCUCAGCAUCCUGGAAAGACUGUGGCCAAAACUUCGGAGAGCAGCAGCAGUGAAGAAUCCAGUGAUGAUGAGGAAGAGGACAAAAAGAAAAACAUUGUUCAGCAGAAGGGAGUCAAACUCCAACCCAAGGCAGCUAGAGCUCCUCCUAAGAAGACCAAGAAGUCCGAGUCUGAGUCUGAGUCUGACUCAAGUUCAGAGGAUGAGGCACCAAAGAACCACAAGCCAAAGACAACACCCGUGGCCACAAAAGCUCAGGCGAAAGCUCGGGCCAAACCAGGUACACCAGCUCAAACAUCACCUAAGGUGGCCAAUGGCAAAGCCGCCAGCAGCAGCAGCAGCAGCAGCAGCAGCAGUAGCAGCAGUAGCAGUGAAGAUUCCGAGGAGGAGAUGGCAGCAGCUGUCCCCAAGAAGACUACACCUAAAAAGCAGGCUGUGGCCAAGGCCUCUGUAAAAGCAGCUGUCAUUUCAGCUCAGAAGAGUUCUAGUAGUGAAGAGUCCUCCAGUGAGGAGGAGGGGCGGAAAAAGCCCGUGAAGAAAAAAUCAGGUCCCUACAGUUCUGUGCCCCCACCAAAGAAGCCUCUGGGAGCCCAAUCUUCUAAGAAAGCUGUGGAGAAGAAACAUCCCAAGGAAAGCAGUGAAGACAGCAGCGAUGAGUCUGAUUCCAGCUCUGAGGAAGAGAAGAAACCCCCAGCUAAAGCAGCCAUCUCCAAAGCAGCCGCCAAACCAGUUCCAGCAAAGAAGGCAGAGGAGAGCACUUCAGACAGUUCAGACUCUGACAGCUCCGAGGAUGAAGCUCCAACCAAGCCAGCCAGUAGUGCUAAGAAGUCCUUAAGUCAGCCAGCCACCACUCCUAAGCAAGCUGCAGCCAAGCCUGCAGCCGCCAAUCCCAGGGAGCUUGCAGGCAGUGGACAGAAGCCUCUGAGCAGGAAGGCUGAUAGUAGCUCGAGUGAGGAAGAGAGCAGUUCCAGUGCAGAGGAGGAGACACAGAAGACCACGGCCACCCUGAAGCCUAAGGUGACCGCCAAAGCCACACUGUCUCUGCCUGCCAGACAGGCUGCACAGGGCAGCAGCUCCGACUCCGACAGCUCCAGCAGUGAAGAGGAGGCAGAGAAGAUAUCCAAGUCCCCAGUGAAAAAGAAGCCUGCAAAGGUGGCCGGAGGGGCAGCCUGCUCAAAGGCAGCCUCUACCAAGAAAGCCAAGGCUGAGAGCAGCAGCAGUUCUUCCUCGGAUGAUUCCAGUGAGGAAGAGGAGAGACCCAAGGGCAAGCCCACUCCACGGUCCCAAGCUCCCAAGGCCAAUGGCACCUCAGCACUGACUGCUCAGAAUGGGAAGGCUGGCGGGGACAGCAAGGAGGAGGGAGCGGCAGGGAACAAAAAGGCAGCAGUGGCCUCCACCAAACCAGGUUCUGGAAAGAAGCGGAAGCAGAAUGAGGCAGUCAAAGAGGCAGAGACUCCUCAAAUCAAGAAGAUGAAGCUGCAGACUCCCAACACAUUUCCAAAAAGGAAGAAAGGAGAAAAAAGAGCAUCUUCCCCAUUUCGGAGGGUCAGGGAGGAGGAAAUUGAGGUGGAUUCCCGAGUGGCAGACAACUCCUUCGAUGCCAAGAAAGGUGCAGCCGGAGACUGGGGGGAACGGGCCAAUCAGGUUCUGAAGUUCACCAAAGGCAAGUCCUUCAGGCACGAGAAAACCAAGAAGAAGCGAGGCAGCUACCGAGGAGGCUCCAUUUCUGUCCAGGUCAAUUCCAUCAAGUUUGACAGCGAGUGACAGGGGCGGGCACCCUUGGCAAAACAAGGGCAACGGGUGGCUGCCCCCUGAGUGGACCUGGGCCCUCUGCUCUGGCGGACAGGGUCUUUGCAAGUUGGUCCCAAGACUACAGCAGCGUCAUCUCCGGUCCUUUUCUGUGUCCUAGUUUUGUACAGAUUUGUUUUUUGAAUGUUGAAUAUCAGGGACAAGGUAAGAAGAGUGUUGUUUUUUAAGAAAAUACAUUUUAGUUUCUUUGUUCUGUGGAAGUCCUCAUACUGCGAAAUGUGUAUAUUUUAUAUUAAAAGAUUUUUCAUUGAUUUCUGUUGCGACUUUCAAAGUUGGUUUCCCACAGAUAAACUCUUAGCAAUUGCUCAAGACAAAGCCAAGAACCACAUGUGUGACUUCAUAAUCAGAGCCUCUGCCAGCGAGAAGCCCUGGUGGCCGGCUAGGAAAUGGCUCCUGUGCCUGUGCCUGUGCACAUGUGCUGGCUGCCUUGGUCACACCCACAGGGUCUGCGGCGAAAGCUUCCAGCCAGCAGAGAAGUGACCAACUUUUGGGGAUGAAAUUCACGAUUUUGUUGGAGGCAGAACUGCAGUAUGGUAUGAAUGGGAUGGGUCAGUCUUGUUUUCUGUAAUUUUAUCAUUCUUACAUAUGUUUGCAAUACACUUGGUGUUAAUUUAAAAGCAAUCUUUUGUACUGUUCAAAGGCAUUUUUUGACAGCUUGGCCCUUACAGUCUCGCACUAAGCUGAAGACUGCCUCUUCCCCUGUUUUUACAUCGUUGAGAACAAAAUAGUACUAAUUUUAUGUGAGAAAUACUUUUUACUUGGUAUUUCUGUCUUGGUAACAAUGGAGACCCAGAGUUAAUUCUAUUCCUACGUAGUUGGAAAUCACUAAUCAAGAGGUGGGAGGAAAGAAACUGAUUAAAAGACCUCAGUUCUCACCAAAGUAACUGGUUGCUGGGGUGAAUUCAUAGGUGACCUCUGUCCGUGCUGAUGGAGCUGGAGAGGGAAAGAACUUCCGGCUGGGAGCUGGGCGAGGCCGCACCCUGCCGGGAUUGUUGUUGUUGCUCAGACUGAAUGCCCUGCCGCCCCUCUGUUAUCUUACCACUGAAGCUCCAAAUAACCUGUGAGCAGGGCCGGGGUGUAGAUCAGUGUAGCGUGCUUGCCUAGCAUGCACAGGGCUCUUGCUCAGUCCCCGGCACUGCGCAGAACCCGGAAGCAGUGAGCAGAGACGAUUCCAGGCUGGGCAGGUUCCAGGAGAAGCUGCCGGCCACGCUGUCUGGAGGAUGGGCCGGCCCUGUCCUGGGAGUGUGCCCCAGGGUUCGUGCUAAGGUGGAGGUCUUAAUGUGGCCUCUCUUUGCAAGAAUGUGUUAAAACUUGGUUUUCUGUGUAACUAGGAAGAACAUCCAUUAUUCAUGCUGACAUGGUUAUUUGAGUCUGCAUGGAAAAAGUUCUGUGUUGCUACAGAAUAAUAAACUGUCCGGUCUGUAACCGA